Arachis duranensis is the source of this 1799-nucleotide messenger RNA. RefSeq names its product organic cation/carnitine transporter 7. Gene Ontology annotation, biological process: transmembrane transport. Gene Ontology annotation, molecular function: transmembrane transporter activity. The record is from RefSeq and is a predicted model, not a curated record. Gene Ontology annotation, cellular component: membrane. NCBI's taxonomy places the organism in Eukaryota, Viridiplantae, Streptophyta, Magnoliopsida, Fabales, Fabaceae.
CAAUGAUAAUAGUAGAACAAGCAAGAACAUGACUAAGGUCGAUAGCUCCUCGGCAUUAUUUCUGUGUGUCGCGGUAUGAUCACUCUAAGAAGAUCCGAUUAAAACCAAACGGAAGAUCCCACAUCUCCAGCAUACCUUUCUGACUUUCUCUUAUUUUGGAAACGAAAAUGAUGGGGGAUGAAGGCUUGUGCUACACGGUCGACGAUGCUCUCUUGGCUUUGGGUUUUGGGAAUUUCCAAAUUCUUGUGCUUGCUUAUGCUGGUAUUGGCUGGGUUUCAGAAGCAAUGGAAAUGAUGCUACUCUCUUUUGUAGGACCAGCAGUACAAUCUGCAUGGAAUCUUUCCCCUCACCAAGAGAGUUUCAUAACCAGUGCUGUUUUUGCUGGCAUGCUAAUAGGGGCAUACUCAUGGGGCAUUGUUUCAGAUAAACAUGGAAGGAGGAAAGGAUUCCUUAUCACUGCAACAGUUACUGCAGCUGCUGGUUUUUUGAGUGCAUUUGCUCCUAACUACCUAUUGUUGAUUUCCCUUCGUUGUCUAGUGGGUAUUGGCUUGGGAGGGGGCCCUGUAUUAUCAUCAUGGUUUCUAGAGUUUGUUCCAGCCCCCAAUAGAGGUACCUGGAUGGUUGUCUUUUCGGCAUUUUGGACUCUUGGUACAAUUUUUGAGGCUUCACUUGCCUGGAUUGUGAUGCCGAAACUGGGUUGGAGAUGGCUACUUGCACUAUCUUCCCUACCCUCAUCAUUCCUUCUUUUGUUCUACAAGGUGACACCUGAGUCACCUAGAUACCUAUGCUUGAAAGGUAGAACAACUGAUGCAGUUAAUGUUUUGGAGAAAAUAGCAAGAUUAAAUGGUAGGGAACUGCCUUCUGGGAUCCUUGUUUCUGACAAUCAAAUUGAGCUGUAUGACACUGGUAACCAAUUGGCAAGGUCAACCCUUCUAUUAUGGGCAGUGUUCUUUGGUAAUGCUUUUUCGUAUUAUGGCCUUGUUUUGUUGACCUCUGAGUUGAACAGUGGGCGCAGUAAAUGUGUGCCACAUAAUUUGGACGGAGGGAAGUCUCCGGAUGUUAGCUACAAAGACGUUUUUAUUGCUAGUUUUGCAGAGCUACCUGGGCUCCUGUUGUCAGCUGCUGCAGUAGAUAAACUUGGUCGGAAGCUCUCAAUGUCAACUAUGUUCUUCCUGUGUUGCAUUUUCCUUCUCCCAUUAAUGUUCCAUCAGCCUGAAGGCCUAACAACAAGCCUUUUAUUUGGUGCUCGCAUAUGCAUCACAGUGACGUUCACGGUUGUGUAUAUAUAUGCACCAGAGAUAUACCCAACUUCCGUUAGAACAACAGGAGUUGGAAUGGCAAGCUCAGUGGGCAGAAUUGGUGGAAUGAUAUGCCCUUUGGUGGCGGUGGGUUUAGUGCAUGGUUGUCAUCAAGUUCUUGCUGUCCUCCUGUUUGAGAUUGUAGCUCUUCUUUCUGGAGUUUGUGUUAUGUUCUUUCCUGUUGAGACUAUGGGCCAAGAUCUGCGUGACAGUUUGUCAAGUCUAAAUAAUAUCAACAGCACAUAACAGUAACACGUUGAGGUGUAUACACCACUUAUAAAACAUGAAAAUAUAUAGCUAAAUUUGUUCCCUGCCCUAAUAUUCAAAUUACUAGAGGGAGGGAGGUGAUGAAUAUGCCAAGAGUUAUCGAUCUAAACAAGGGUGUAUUUUGUGAAACAAGGGUCAAUUGCUGUUAGAGCGAUAGAAGCACUCUGCUAAUAGUCCACAUGAGUAAUUUGUAUUAGUACCCUACAUCGUUCAAUGUAAAUGGAUUGUUAUCAA